This is a messenger RNA of Neopelma chrysocephalum (saffron-crested tyrant-manakin), 2368 nucleotides long. RefSeq names its product phosphodiesterase 7A (gene PDE7A). Gene Ontology annotation, molecular function: 3',5'-cyclic-AMP phosphodiesterase activity. The transcript has 15 exons. Lineage: Eukaryota; Metazoa; Chordata; Aves; Passeriformes; Pipridae. The coding region runs from base 40 to 1590 and encodes 516 amino acids. The record is from RefSeq and is a predicted model, not a curated record.
CGCUGCCCCGCGGCGGGCCGGCGCACCGAGGCUUCGUCAAUGGAAGUAUGUUACCAGCUGCCCGUGCUGCCGCUGGACAGGCCGGUGCCGCAGCACGUCCUCAGCCGCAGAGGGGCCAUCAGCUUCAGCUCCAGCUCCGCGCUCUUCGGCUGCCCCAACCCCCGGCAGCUCUCUCAGAGACGUGGAGCAAUUUCCUAUGACAGCUCAGAUCAAACUGCGUUGUACAUUCGUAUGCUAGGAGGUGACUUGAGAGGAUGCAUGACAGAGCCAGGAGUUCAGUCAACCUAUGAAUGUUUUCAGAGCUCUUGUGUAAUAUUCAAACAGCUGAGCACAAGAGAUGUGCGAGUAAGAAGUCGGGCAGGAUUUGAAACAGAGAGAAGAGGUUCUCAUCCAUACAUUGAUUUCCGUAUUUUUCACUCAAAUUCUGAAAUCGAAGUCUCUGUGUCUGCGAGAAAUGUGAGAAGGUUACUUAGUUUCCAGCGAUACCUGAGAUCUUCCCGUUUUUUCCGUGGUAUCACUGUUCCAAAUUCUUCAAACAUUUUAGAUGAUGAUUAUAAUGGACAAGCAAAGUGUAUGCUGGAGAAGGUUGGAAAUUGGAAUUUUGAUAUUUUUCUUUUUGAUAGACUGACAAAUGGAAACAGUCUAGUCAGCUUAACCUUUCAUCUGUUUAAUCUUCAUGGACUAAUUGAACACUUCCAAUUAGAUACGAUGAAACUUCGUAGAUUUUUGGUUAUGGUUCAAGAAGAUUAUCACAGUCAAAACCCUUAUCAUAAUGCAGUUCAUGCUGCUGAUGUGACUCAGGCCAUGCACUGUUACUUAAAAGAGCCCAAGCUUUCCAAAUCUUUAACUCCGUGGGAUGUUCUGCUCAGUUUAAUAGCAGCUGCCACACAUGACUUGGAUCACCCAGGCGUUAACCAACCUUUCCUAAUUAAAACAAACCAUUAUUUAGCGACUUUAUAUAAGAAUACCUCAGUAUUAGAGAACCAUCACUGGAGAUCGGCAGUGGGGUUGCUGAGAGAGUCUGGUUUAUUUGCACAUAUGUCAUUAGAAAACAGGCAGCUGAUGGAAAGCCAGAUAGGCGAUCUCAUUCUUGCCACAGACAUCAGUCAGCAAAACGAGUAUCUGUCCAUGUUUCGAUCCCACUUGGAUAGAGGAGACCUAUGUUUAGAGAAUGCAAACCAUCGGCACUUCAUUUUACAGAUGGCUUUGAAGUGUGCGGAUAUUUGUAACCCAUGUCGGACAUGGGAGCUGAGCAAGCAGUGGAGUGAAAAAGUAACAGAGGAGUUCUUCCAUCAAGGUGAUAUUGAAAAAAAAUAUCACUUGGGUGUGAGUCCACUUUGUGACCGACAGACAGAAACUAUUGCCAACAUCCAGAUUGGUUUUAUGACCUACUUAGUGGAACCUCUGUUUGGGGAAUGGGCCCGGUUUUCCAACACCAGGCUGUCACAGACAAUGCUUGGCCACCUGGGACUGAACAAGGCAAGCUGGAAGGGAGUGCAGAGGGAACAGUCUGGCAGUGGUGAUGAUGUUGACCCUACUUUUGAGGAAAUGGACUCAGACAUAUUACCUCAGGAACCUCGAUUGUCCUGACCUCAGUCCUCAUGACAAAACUGCCUCUUCUAUUGGUAUCUGCACGGUUGGAUUAAAGAAGAUAUGUGCCAGCCCAAGGUUUCAGUAAAAUGGUAAAAUGAUGCCAGCAUUAUUUAUUUCCAAGUUUUCCUUUGACACAGACCAUUUGAACCAGAAUUUUUUUAAGCCGCAAGAUUUGAACAUAGAGCAAUAUGCACCCACCUCAGCUGGUUUUCGUUCGGAACCUUGAAUAUGCAAAGCACAGCAGUGACUGAGCCUUGGAGCAACAGGACGAAAGCUUCAUUGUGCCACACAUGGCUUGGGUUUUUUGGUGAAAUUUGGAAUACAGUCUUCAAAUCUAAAACUUGAGAUGGAUUGUUCCACUCCCUUGGAAUUUAGCAAGAUUGCAUAAAUGUGUUCAAAGCAUACCUUCCACUCAGUCCCUGUUUUAAUACGGAAAUGUGAAGUGCCCAUCCUCUGCUGCCUCUGGCAAGACUUGAUGUUUACAAAUGUACUCUGAAACUGUCGGUUCUAGACUUAACCUUUGCGCAUGGCUGUGAAGGAACCACUAACUUCAGUUUUUUGCUUUUUUAAAAGAAAAAGAUCAAAUCUGAGACUGCAGCUCUCGUUUCUUUGGAUGCCAGAAAAGCCUCCCAUUUGCCAUAAUUUUGUUUGUGCACUGGGAGCUGAGCAUUCAUCAUAGAGCACAGCCAAGCUUUACUCCAGUGCUAUAUGGGAAUGCAAUUUUUUAACGGCAACAAAACACUUCUGAGUCUGGGAAGGGCGGGGUGGGGGUGGG